UUUUUAUAUUUUUACAUUAAAUAGACACAAGUGGCAAUGACGAUGGGACGGUAGGUGCUGUUUGUUGUGAAUAAUGCCAAAAACAUUUACAAAUUCCUGAGAAGUAAAUUGUGUGCCAUCGACCAAAACUAAAAAAUGGCGAAAACCGAAUGUAGAAAAUAUUGUCCUUAGUUCAUACACCGUCCAAGUGGUUGUUGCUGUACGGGUCGGCACUACAGUCCACACAGUGAAGGCAUCCACAACUAUCAGAAGUAUGGGACUGCUGAGCGAGAACACUACCUUGCAAGUCCUCAGCGCACUUCUUCUAUCAUUCUGGUUAUUUUACUUGUAUUUUGUCAAGGAUUAUGGCUACUGGGAGAGAAAAAGCAUAGUUCAUGUUCCUGCAGUGUUCCCUUUUGGCUCCUUGGUGAAACCUGUGAUGGGCAAGACCUACUGGGGGCUCGCUCUUAACGGAGUGUACAAGGAGUACUAUGAUCAACCGUACGUGGGGCUUACGUACAUAAGGAAACCGAUGAUACUGAUCAGAGAUCCUGAACUGAUCAGACUGAUCCUUGUGAGGGACUUUAAGCACUUCAUGAACCACUCGGUGAUCGACACACACCCGAAGGACUACAUGAUGUGGCACUUGUUCUCGAUGAAAGGUCAGAAGUGGAGAGACCUGAGACUUAAACUGACCCCUGCUUACACGGCGGCCAAGGUGAAGACUAUGUUCUUUCUGAUAAAGAGAAGCAGUGAUAUUUUACUGAAAGUAAUUGACAAACUGGUGGAGGUGAACAGUGCUGUGGACGUGAAAAAUGUCCUGUCACGUUACACGAUCGACGUGAUCGCAAACUGCGCAUUCGGACUGGAAACUGACUCGCUUCUGAACAAUGAGUCGAAAUUUUAUGAAGUGGGAGUGGAGUCUUUCAACGUCAAGUUUGGUCUUUUACUGAAGAUGUUCGUUUAUUCAGCAUUUCCUAUAUUUUCCAAAAUAUACUUCUGCGAUUUCCAGGAUGAAAAAAUUAAAAACUUCGUUACUGGUGUGAUUCGGUCGACUAUCGAAUAUAGAGAAAAACACAAUAUAUCAAGACUUGACUUUCUAGACCAGUUGAUCAAACUGAGGCAAACACAAAGGAUUUUGAAAGAAGAAACAAAAGAUGGACCGAACAAUUCUGGAUAUGAAGAAAAAGAAGGUUUGACAAUAGAAGAAAUUACAGCAGAAACGUAUCUAUUCUUCACAGCUGGGUAUGAGACGACAGCUAACACGAUAAUGUUCUGUCUGUACGAGUUGGCUUGUAACAGCAGGAUACAGGACAAACUAUCCUGGGAGGUGGAAGAGGUCCUGCACAGAUACGAGGGUGACAUAAACUACGAAGCUCUGCUAGAGAUGACUUACAUGGACCAGGUUAUCAGUGAGACACUACGACGAUACCCAGUUUUCUCACAGCUGAGCAGAGAGUGCACUCACGAGUACAAGUUUCCAAACUCAAGACUAGAAAUCGAUAAGGAUGUCGGUAUUGUGAUUCCAGUGUACUCUCUCCACCACGACCCCAAGUACUUCCCAGACCCCUACACCUUCGACCCUGACAGGUUCAGCCCUGAGAACUGCAGAACUCGACACCCCUACGUGUAUCUGCCUUUCGGCGAGGGACCUCGGAUGUGCAUUGGAAUGCGUUUUGGGAUAGUGAAGAUAAAGAUGGCCCUGGCCACUCUGAUCGUCAACUAUCAGAUCAGCCUUACCCCCGACACAGACGUUCCUCUACAGUUCAAGAGCAACUCCUUCACGACGCUCCCAUCUAAACCCCUGAUGCUUGUGUUCACAAGGCGGCACACCCAGGCUCUAUAACAGGACUCUAUCUUCUCGGGAUCUCCAGAAUUGUUGGAAUUAUUUUGUAAAAGUGGUCAAGUAAUAUAGUUUUUAAUAUUAUCUUGUAGCAAGUUGUAUUUAAUUAAAUUUUCAUUUUCCAUAGUGUU
This is a messenger RNA of Homalodisca vitripennis (glassy-winged sharpshooter), 1953 nucleotides long. RefSeq names its product probable cytochrome P450 6a14. Gene Ontology annotation, molecular function: monooxygenase activity; oxidoreductase activity, acting on paired donors, with incorporation or reduction of molecular oxygen; iron ion binding. The transcript is spliced from 5 exons. The coding region runs from base 254 to 1825 and encodes 523 amino acids. The record is from RefSeq and is a predicted model, not a curated record. NCBI's taxonomy places the organism in Eukaryota, Metazoa, Arthropoda, Insecta, Hemiptera, Cicadellidae.